GCAGAGCAGCUCUCUCUGGAUUUUCAUUAGCAUUUCAGGCAGUGAUCUUCAUUUGUAAAACUAUUGACAAGAUUUUAAUUGGUGGUCUUGGUUUUUACAUUUAAUCUGGCUUAGAGAUAUUUUAAAUUCUGUUUUGCUACAUUUGAUAAGGGCAGAACCUUAAAAAGGGAAAAGUACUUGAGGAGAGAAGACACUCGGUUAGAGAGAAAAGAGAGGCUUCCUGGACUCCAGCUGUCUGCUUAAAGGGAACUGUGACAUAUGCAGAGGACCUUAUAACAAUGCUUGACACUGAAAACCUUCAUUAAAGAAGUGAAUCUUCCAGCCCCACAGAGAGCUGCCUUUCAACUGGAAGAAGGGUGUGUCCCUAAGCUUUUACCUGGGAGCAAUGAUGAUCUUGUCAAGCAUUUCAGUGAGACCAGCCCAAGUUUUUAGGGUGGGGAUCUAGACUGGUUAUACGUACCUUCAGUUCUUCUCCCAGAGAAGGCAGAAACACCUCAAAGCCUGCAUGUAAGAACAUCUACUGAGAAAUUAUUUUAAUCAGACACCAGCUGAGUGGGGGAAAGAAAAAGAACAGAGAAGAACAAACGAAACUCCCUUGGUCUUGGAUGUAAGAGAACCCAGCUGCAAUGGACUGGCACUUUGUUAGAACAGCUGCAGUGCUGUUCAUUUUUCUGGUGGUGGUGGAAGUUAACAGUGAAUUUCGAAUCCAGGUAAGAGAUUACAACACCAAAAAUGGCACCAUCAAGUGGCAUUCAAUCAGGAGGCAAAAACGUGAAUGGAUCAAGUUCGCUGCAGCCUGUCGUGAAGGUGAAGACAAUUCAAAGAGGAACCCAAUUGCCAAAAUUCACUCAGAUUGUGCUGCAAACCAGCAAGUUACAUACCGUAUCUCUGGAGUAGGAAUUGAUCAGCCACCUUAUGGAAUCUUCAUUAUUAAUCAAAAAACUGGUGAAAUUAAUAUAACAUCCAUAGUUGAUCGAGAGGUCACCCCUUUUUUCAUUAUCUAUUGCCGGGCUCUGAAUUCCUUGGGUCAAGAUUUAGAGAGGCCUCUCGAGCUCAGAGUCAGGGUUUUGGAUAUAAAUGACAACCCUCCAGUAUUUUCUAUGUCUACUUUUCUGGGACAAAUAGAAGAAAAUUCUAAUGCAAAUACACUGGUGAUGAGACUCAAUGCUACUGAUGCAGAUGAACCAAAUAAUUUGAACUCAAAAAUAGCCUUCAAGAUCAUAAGACAGGAACCUUCUGAUUCACCAAUGUUUAUUAUCAACAGAAACACUGGAGAAAUUCGAACAAUGAAUAAUUUUCUAGACAGAGAGCAAUACAGCCAGUAUUCCCUUGCUGUGAGAGGCUCAGACCGAGACGGUGGGGCAGAUGGCAUGUCAGCAGAGUGUGAAUGCAACAUUAAAAUCCUUGACGUUAAUGAUAACAUCCCAUACAUGGAACAGUCUUCAUAUUCUGCUAGUAUUGAAGAAAAUGCUCUACAUUCAAAUUUGGCCCAGAUUAGAGUAAUUGACUUGGACGAAGAGUACUCAGCUAACUGGAUAGCAGUCAUUUUCUUUAUCUCUGGAAAUGAAGGAGGUUGGUUUGACAUAGAAAUGAAUGAAAGAACAAAUGUGGGAAUUUUAAAGGUUGUUAAGCCCCUAGAUUAUGAAGAUAUGAAGAAUCUGCAACUUAGUAUUGGUGUCAGAAAUAAAGCUGAAUUUCAUCAUUCAGUUAUGUCUCAAUACAAACUCACAGCAACCGCCAUCUCUGUGACUGUGUUAAAUGUAAUUGAAGGCGCAGUGUUCCGUCCAGGUUCAAAGACAUAUGUAGUGACUAGCAACAUGGGACAAAAUUAUAAAGUGGGAGACUUUAUAGCUACUGACCUUGACACAGGUGUAGCUUCAACAACUGUUAGAUAUGUAAUGGGAAAUAAUCCUGCUAACCUACUUGAUAUUGACUCAAGAACAGGCAUAAUUACUUUGAGAAAUGCAGUUACCAUGGAACAAUAUAAAAUGCUUGGGGGGAAAUACCAAGGAACAAUUCUAUCUAUAGAUGAUACUCUUCAAAGAACUUGUACUGGAACAAUUAAUAUUAACCUCGAUGGUUCCGGCUGGAAAGAGGAUAAAAGUAAUCAGGGAACCACUACUGAAGACAGUGGAAAUGACGGCGGUGGAAGUGCCACUGGAGGUGCCACCGGAGGUGACACCGGAGGUGACACCGGAGGUGACACCAGUACUAACACAGCCGACAAAACUUCCACUGAUUACGGCGGUGGUACCAAUACAGACAGCAACACCUAUGACCAAACAGGUGGUGGUUACCAGAGAAAUCCCUUAGAUAAUGUCCAUUUUGGUCCUGCUGGCAUUGGACUACUCAUCAUGGGAUUCUUGGUCCUAGGAUUGGUCCCGUUUUUGUUGAUCUGUUGUGACUGCGGUGGCGCCCCUCGUGGGGGCGCUGGCUUUGAGCCUGUCCCCGAAUGUUCAGAUGGAGCAAUUCACUCAUGGGCAGUAGAAGGACCACAACCGCCUCCCAUAAGUGGACCCACUGUCUGUGUACCACCGGUACUACCUAGUAAUGGAAAUUUGAUUGAAUGCAUUGACACCUCAGGGGUUUACACAAAUGAGUAUGGCGGCAGAGAAAUGCAAGAUCUAGGAGGAGGAGAAAGAACAACAGGAUUUGAACUAACAGAAGGAGUUAAAACACCAGGAGUACCUGAGAUAUGUCAAGAAUAUUCUGGAACAUUAAGAAGAAAUUCUAUGAGAGAAUGUAGAGAAGGAGGUCUGAAUAUGAACUUCAUGGAAAGUUACUUCUGUCAGAAAGCAUAUGCUUAUGCAGAUGAAGAUGAAGGACGCCCAUCCAAUGACUGUUUGCUCAUAUAUGAUAUUGAAGGUGUAGGUUCCCCUGCUGGCUCCGUGGGCUGCUGUAGCUUCAUUGGAGAAGACGUGGACGAUAGCUUUUUGGACACACUGGGGCCUAAAUUUAAGAAGCUGGCAGAUAUCAGCCUGGGAAAAGAAGCUGAAACAUAUCCAGACCCUGAUCCGUCUUGGCCACCUGAGAGCACCGAACCGAUCUGCCCUCAGCAGGGAACAGAGCCCGUCAUUGGUGGACACCCACCCAUCUCCCCACAUUUCGGCACUACAACUGUCAUCUCUGAGAGCACCUACCCCUCAGGACCUGGUGUACAGCAUCCUAUGCCUAUUCCUGAUCCUCUGGGCUAUGGUAAUGUCACUGUGACAGAAUCUUACACCACCUCUGGCACUCUGAAGCCCUCUGUCCAUGUUCAUGAUAACCGACAUGCAGCAAACGUAGUGGUGACCGAGAGGGUGGUUGGCCCAAUCUCUGGCACUGAUCUGCAUGGAAUGUUAGAGAUGCCUGACUUGAGAGAUGGGUCAAAUGUUAUAGUGACAGAAAGGGUAAUAGCACCAAGUUCAAGUCUACCCACCUCUUUGCCCAUGCCUGAUCCUAGAGAGUCAUCAAAUGUGGUAGUGACAGAAAGAGUCAUCCGACCGGUUUCUGGCAUGAUGGGCAAUCUAAGUAUACACCCUGAGUUAUCAAAUGCCCAAAAUGUGAUUGUGACAGAGAGGGUUGUUUCCGGCUCUGGCAUAAGCGGAAUCAGUGGCCCCGCUGGGAUAAGUGGAGGCAGUGGCCUGGUUGGCAGUGCAGCUGGAGUAAGUGGCAGUGGCAUUGGGCAGAGCAGCCUGGGAGGAGGUGGGGGCCUGGGUAGCAGCAUGGGGGGGACAGCCACCAUUGGCCACAUGAGGAGCUCCUCUGACCAUCACUUUAGCCAGACCCUUGGAUCUGCCUCCCCUAGUACAGCCCGAAGUCGAAUCACAAAAUACAGUACAGUACAAUAUACGAAGUAGCCAGGAUCCCAGCGCACUUGUUCUCAGUAAUGGUGAUUCAGAUCCAGUUCCCACCACCAAAAAACUAACGAUGUGAUUUGUGAUGCACAACUAGGUGCUAAGAAACCGUGGAGCAAAGUGAGAAACCACAAUGGGGAAAAUAGAUGGAAACAGUGCUGUUGGGCAAGAGCUCUCCUGAGCAUUUGUAAACUUUUUUCUUACAUUAAUACUAAUGGGAUCGCGACAGUGAACUAAAACUUGAGACAGCAUCUUCUUUGUGCCUAUAUGGCCUGUAGGGUCUUCCUUCCUUCUGUGUGGCCUGUCAUGUAUCUCUAGCACAUGGAAUAAAUUAAGCUGAGUCACGCAAAGCACUGGCCUUAAGACGGCAAUUGUCACAAUUCUCCUUGCCCUGUUUUGACUUGCCAUGUAGCUCAGGCAAUAUUGAAAAAGGACUAAACACGCAAUAUGUGCUCAUGUAUGUAGGAAGAAUUUGAAAUACGUGCCAGGCACCCUGUCAAUUUCACAGAUAACAGAAAUAAAAAUCCAACCAUACAUUCAGACCAUGAUUAACCGUUAAAGAAAAAAGUCUGACUACACAACCAAAUUCACAAGCCACCAAGCUUAAUAACUGCACUAGAUAAAAUAAACCUCAUAUUAGGAAACGUUUCCUGGGAGGAAAUUUCCGUAAGAGAAACCUUACUUCCGUAAGGCAACGGGGUAAGAUUCGUUUAGGGAAAACUGGCAAUGUCUAAACCUGAAUCUUGAGAUGGGGCUUCAGCUGAAAUUCCCAUGGAGACAAGUUUUCUGACUCUAGUUUGUGUUUAGUGGAAGGUGCAAGAUUUACAAAUAUUGCAUGCUGGUGAGGUUGCAGGAUAUCGCACUCCUUCUUAUAACUGUGGCUGACCUAAAACUUGCCGAGUGUACUUCUCUGACCAAAGCAAGUAACACCUGACAUGGUUGUCAUCCUUAGUGGUAAAUUGCCUUCCAAGGAAGCAGAUGGAAACCACAUUGUAUUUUCAGAUGUGUGUUUUAUAAGUGUUACUCAUCCACAUCAGCUCUUUAUUAUACAUCUCCUAAGUUAAAAUAAUUUACUUAAGCUGAGCUGUGGAAAAAAAAAAAAAAGCCUGCAGUAUGGUUAAGCUUUGGGGGAAAUUUUUUUAAGGGGAUCUAAAAGAAGUUUUUAGAACAUGUAAAAUGUUUAAUGGGAAAAGUUAGAAUUGUUGCAUAAAAGUAACACCACUAAUAGUUUUAAUUUACUUUUUUAAAUAACCCUCUGCUGCUAUUUUGAAGGGGUCAAUUAAAAACUUUUAACAGAGUUGAUGAUAUUGUGUUAAUACAAAUGAAAUUGUUCUCAACCACCCCAUUUCGUUCGUCUAUCUCACUCCCUAACUAAAUGUUCUCACUAGAGUAAAUGUUAUAUCCCUGAUUUGAUUUGUCAAUAAGCUCUUGGUUGAUAUAUGCUCCAGUUUAUAGGUAGUUCCCAAAUUAUGCAGUAUGAUAUAUUUUUCUAGCUUCAAAAUUUAAUAAUGUAUUAUUUAUGGUAUGUCAUUUCUACAUGUUUGCUAUAUAGUAUUACCUGGUUUAAAAAUCUCUAAAUAGAAUCAAAGCAUUCUUAGACAGGGGUAAAUUUACUGUAGCAAGUUAGAGGAAUUUUUUUCUCUUUUCUAAAUUCAGUGUUAAUGUGAGCUCACUAAAGUGAAACUUAUGACAACAUUUUUUAAGGAUCAUUCCCACCAAUGACCCAAAUUUCUCAGGGUAUUACAAGAUCAAAGAACAGUCACUCAACUUCCAACACUUGUCAAAGGGGGCGAGGGAGUGAACUAUUUUAUUAGAGCUAUUUUUCUCAGUGUUAUAGCAGAUGGUGUCAAUACUUUCAAAGCCAAAAGAUACAUCCUAUUCCAUAUGUAGACUAUGUGAAAUGUUGAUAAUGUGUAGCAUGCCCAAAUACAGAGGUGUAAAUAAAGUCAUUCACAGGGACUCUUCUUUUAUUUCUUUCUCCCAUGUGGGGGGGUCUUCCAUUAAUGAUGGAAUCUUUCCAGAAAUAAAGUCAAAAGGCAUUUAUUGAGAUAAGCUGGGUCCAGGAGUUUGAAGGAAAAUAAUUACUAGUUAUUAGUUAAUUAAUAAAAAAAGAAUCAAUAAAAAAGAAUUUGAUUUGACAUAUCAUCAGAAGUGUUUUUAAAGAUUCCUGAUAUCUUCCAACAAAGUUUUUUAGGUUGUCUAACGAAUGCUAGAUUGACCAUCUUUAAUAACUGUUGUUAUUAAGAUCCAUUAGUUACAUAAAGCCAUGGGAGAUAUAAAAAAUGACAGUAUUAGUUGUCGAUCUUUCUAGGAAGCCACUUUCAAAUAAAUUUUUUUCAGGAUUACACACUGAUGUUCUAACUCUUCAUUCUUAAGUCUUAAAAUUAUCUUUUUAAAGAUACCAUUCUAACAAUCAUUUAAAGGCACGUCAUUUUUUCAAUAAAGAACCUUGGGGGAGAAAUUAGUUCUACUCUGUACAUGCUUUACUCUAACUCAUGGACCAUAGGUCAUUCUACAGACCUAAGAUAUGGAAGUUAUUUUAUAAGUGAAUCGUUAUAAUUCAAAUCUAUAUUGCAAGCUGAAUACCAGAUCAACAUGCUCUCAACAAAAGAGAAAAGGAAGAAGCAGCAAUUUAGAGAUUAUGUGUAUAUAAUUUGAAAACAGUGUGUUUAAUGUUUAUAAAACAUCUGACUUUCUAAAGAGGUGGUACUUAGGGUCAAAAAUUAUUGGAUCAUAAAUACUUUAUAAUAUAAUAUCAACCGAAACGCCAUCUUUAGCUAAUUUUGACACUGAAUCCCAGUUAUCUGCUAUAUAUUAUUAGCUUCUAUGUAUAUUACCUGAUGUAAUUGUAUACACACGAAAAAUUUACGGAAAAAUUAUCUAUUUGGGGAGACUUUUAGGCCUUCAUCUGGACAUCUAUUCUACAUUUGCAUAUAGUUUUUAGCCUUAUAAUCUCCACUCAAUGUAGUUCCUUGACAGAAUUUUAACUAUAUAGCUCCAAAACGUACAUAUUCACACUCCAACUGGAUGUUUUUAGUUACAUACCCAAUUACUUUCUGAAUUUAUACCAACCUCUGAAUGUCAACCAGGGUGUAACACAUAUGAUACCCUUUGACUUGGGUAAAGGUUUUAUAAUCAUUGGCUAAAAUAGUCAUAGCUGUAUAAGAAAGACACUUGAAACCCAAAACAAACUUUUAGAAGUAUUAGCCACGUUUUCCCAUGCCCAUUUAAUAAAUUGCAACCUUUUGUAAGAUUUCUGGUAUUUUUAAGACUUACUUCACUUUGCACUGCAGUACACAGUCCACAGAGAUUACUGGCCCCCAUUAAAUAGAAUCCGCCUUCCAGUUCUAGAUUGUUCAAUUUAUGUUAGGACAAACGCAUGAAUGUAUCAACCUAUUAUCCAUCAAAGAAUUUUAAAACAAGGAAUAUUCUACUGUUUGUCUAUAUUCCUUCCAUUUGAUUAUAUUUGAAUUACUAAACACUUUAUCAUCAAGCUGUACCUAGUCUAACUUAUUUUUCUUUUGCUAUUUUACAAGUAUUUUUAAACUCUAAUAUUCAUCUUUGGUGAUGUUUAAAACAAGGUGCUUUCAGGUUUCAAUAUAAAAGUUCUUGGUUUAUUUUGGUGCUAGUUCCUUGCUUGGUCCUCCGUUGGCUAUUACAAGUCGGUUUGUAAUUUCCAAAGACAUAUUUACAGCAAUAAAAUGAUUGGUAUGCCUCCA
Molecule: messenger RNA, 7555 nt
Organism: Felis catus (domestic cat)
Lineage: Eukaryota; Metazoa; Chordata; Mammalia; Carnivora; Felidae
Gene: DSG1
Product: desmoglein 1
Exons: 16
Coding region: 627-3839 (1070 amino acids)
Biological process (GO): homophilic cell-cell adhesion
Cellular component (GO): desmosome; plasma membrane
Molecular function (GO): gamma-catenin binding; calcium ion binding
Source: RefSeq, a predicted model, not a curated record